ACCCCAAAUCUCACCUUCCUACUUAUAUCCUGCUUGCAACUCUAAUUCCCUUCUUUUUUUAACACUGACUUCAGCAGCAAAACCAAUUUGGGCUCGUCAACAAGAUCCAAGAGCGGAAAAAGAACACAAAGCUUGGAGAUCAAGAGGUGGGGCUGCUGGUCUCUCUAGCGCUGCUUCUUUGCUCCUUUCCUGUGGUUAAUUGGAUCACCACUUGUGCUAUCUCGAUUGGGAUUGAAUCGACCUGCAGACUCGGAUUGUGAAUAGUUCUAUGCAUGAAUUAUGAAGAAUAGGCCAAGAAGCAACUAAGUAAUUAAGCUAGGAGUUGUCAUCGGCGUGAUUGCGCGCUUCAAGAAUUUGUCAUCAGGAGAAGGAAGACGAAGAAGCGAGAAAUAGCAGUAGCUAGAAGCUGGCCAACCAGUGGUGGAACGAAGGGCGGCAGGGCCUCCCGGUACCCACGGAGGUGCCGCCGCUUUCCUCCUCAAGCCUCGACAAGGAGAACCAGCCGGGCCGCCAAGACAUGGUGGCGGCGUGCAAGGACGGGGAGCAGAGUCAGAGCGGCAUAGGUGGCCGCGACGAUGACCGCAAGAACGUCAACGGCGAGCCCAAGGAGUGCGCGGUGGUGCCCGUCAACCGGCGCCCGCGCGGCCGGCCCCCGGGGUCCAAGAACAAGCCCAAGCCGCCCAUCUUCGUGACCCGGGACAGCCCCAACGCGCUGCGCAGCCACGUCAUGGAGGUCGCCGGCGGAGCCGACAUCGCGGAGUCCAUCGCCCACUUCGCGCGCCGCAGGCAGCGUGGCGUCUGCGUGCUCAGUGGCGCGGGGACCGUGGCCGACGUCGCCUUGCGCCAGCCAGCCGCGCCCGGCGCCGUCGUCGCCCUCCGCGGCCGCUUCGACAUACUGUCCCUCACCGGCACGUUCCUCCCGGGCCCCUCCCCGCCGGGCGCCACCGGCCUAACCGUCUACCUCGCCGGCGGGCAAGGGCAGGUGAUUGGGGGCAUCGUGGUCGGCUCGCUCACGGCGGCUGGGCCGGUCAUGGUGAUGGCGUCCACGUUUGCGAACGCGACGUACGAAAGGCUGCCGCUGGACGAAGAAGCUGAGGAAGCCAUGGAAGGCUGGCCUGGCGGCGGUGUCCCUCCAAUGAUGGGCGGUGGUCUGCCCGAUCCAUCGGCGAUGCCAAUGUACGGGGGCGUGCCACACAACCUGCUCCUGCCUGGAGGUGGCCAGCUCGGCCAUGGCGCCGAGGGGAGUGGAUGGCCGCAGGCACGCCCGCUGUACUAGAGGAUCGGCAGUGAUCGGUGCAUAGCCAUGGCUGGCUAGCUUCAAGCCAUCUAUGAUGGCCAUGUUUGCAAGCAUGGAGCAGCCUAUAUCACAAUAAGCACAUGAAAAUUUCAAUUUCAGCAUAUGGCCGGAGUACGUAGCUAAGGGCACCUCCAGUGCUGGUUCGACCUUGAAAUCUACCUAAAAAUCUACCUAAGCCGAACAAAAGUAUGGUUCGCAUGCUCUACUGCUGCAUUCGACUGCUGCUCCAAAUGAAAUAAUAAAAAUUCAGAACUGGAUGAUGGUUGAGUACCUGUCCUGUAGGUGGAGUAUUUUAAUUGAGAUAGUAGCCCAUGGUUCGAAUAUUCUGCAGCCUUUGAUUUUUGUUCUUAGUUCGGUUUAGUCGAACCGUGCUUUUGCUCUAUUCGAUUUGGGAGCACAUUGGUAAGUACUGUAUUGUUUGUGUCAUAUAUAGGCAUAUAUAUUAAGACCUUGCAUGGUAAGAAAUUGUCUGAUUGUGGUA
This is a messenger RNA of Panicum hallii, 1778 nucleotides long. RefSeq names its product AT-hook motif nuclear-localized protein 20-like. Lineage: Eukaryota; Viridiplantae; Streptophyta; Magnoliopsida; Poales; Poaceae. The transcript is spliced from 2 exons. The coding region runs from base 518 to 1276 and encodes 252 amino acids. Gene Ontology annotation, cellular component: nucleus. The record is from RefSeq and is a predicted model, not a curated record. Gene Ontology annotation, molecular function: minor groove of adenine-thymine-rich DNA binding; DNA-binding transcription factor activity.